AAGCCCGCUGUGCUGCAACCUUUCCCAAGUAGGCAGCUGAAGCAGCUGCCGCAGUUUGAAGGGCAGCAUGCAGAGCAGCUACUGUGGGGCACCUACCGGCCAGGCUAUUAUUUUGGCAUGCGCAUGCGCCGGCCCCAGUCCCUGCUCAUGGGCCUCAUGUGGGUGGACCCGCAGCGGCAGGACCCCCUGGGCAACAUCAGGCAUGAGGCCCAGCAGCGCGACGGUCUUGCCAAGUAUGGCUGGUUGCAGCACGAUGGCCAGGGUUAUGGCCUGCAGCAGCUGUGGGAUGAGCAGUUCAACAUCACCACGGCCUGGGCCAAACACCUGUGCCCGGAUUGCGGCCUGGGCGGCGAUUGGGGUGCCAGCGUCAGCAUCGAGGAGCGGCACAUUGGCGCCAGUGACCAGCCACGGCGGCGACUGCUGGAGGACGAGUAUGCAGAGCCUGAUGGGGACGAGGGCGGCGAGCAGCUGGAGGAGCAGCAGCAGAGGCCGCAGGUCGCGUCGCUGCGGCCUGUCAUCAGCGGCAGGACGGCGCCGGUGGGCAACUGGCAGCUGCACCUGCAGCGGGGCACCAGUCCUUCUGGCGCCACCCCCGGCGCGAUACUUGCCGUCAACUACCUGGCGGUGGCCACGCCCCACAUGCACAACCUGACCAACCUUGUGCGGGAGGGCGUGAUGGCCAGCGUGCGGCAGCAGCACGCGGCGGGGCAGCAGCAGUACCGCCUCGUCCUGCCCGACACCACCCAGCCAGGAAGCAACCUGGCCAUCUUUCAGGUCACCGCCGUGCUGCCACUGGCCAUUGACCUCAGCUUUGUGUCUGGCCUCAAGGCUGGCUCCACAGGGCAGCAUCUAGCAGGCCGGGUGGCAGCGGUCAGCGGCAGCGGCCUGAAACAGCGGCUUGCCGCCGGGGCGGCGGCAUUUGAGCAGCGGUUUGCAGGCACGUUUGGGUCGCUGGCUGGCGGCAGUGCUGCCGCACGGGCGCUGGCCCAGCUGCCUGGCGGUGCAGGAGCUGUGGCACGAGCAGCGCUGAGCAACAUGCUGGGUGGCAUUGGCUACUUCUUCGGCCACUCCCUGGUGCGCGUGAGGCAGCGGCGGCAGGGCCAGGUGGUAGAAACAACGGCCAAGCUCUGGGACACGGGCGUUUACACAGCUGUGCCGAGCCGGAGCUUCUUCCCCCGUGGCUUCCUGUGGGAUGAGGGAUUCCAUCAGCUGCUCAUCAGGCAAGCUGCGCAGUGGGAUGCCGCCAUCAGCCGGGACAUACUAGGCCACUGGUUUGAUUUGAUGAACACACAGGGCUGGAUUGCUCGGGAGCAGAUUCUGGGAGAAGAGGCGCGGGCCAGGGUUCCCGCCGAGUUUGUGCGGCAGUCGCCCGAUGCGGCAAACCCGCCCACCUUCUUCUUGCUGCUUUCUGACAUGUCACAGCGUGUAGCUGCCGCUGCAAAGUGGGACGACGCUGACCGAGCAGAUGCCGAGUUGCUAAAAGCCGCUUGGCCACGGCUGCGCGCCUGGUACCUGUGGUUCAACAGCACACAAGCAGGCCCUGUGCCUGGCUCUUAUCGUUGGCGUGGGCGGGAUGCCAACAACCAGCAGGAGCUCAACCCCAAGACACUCACCUCGGGUCUGGACGAUGCACCUCGAGCGUCGCAUCCUUCAGGCAAGGAUAGCCUCAGGCCAGCACGACAUGUGGAUCUGCGCUGCUGGAUGGCCCUGGCCACCCGUGCGCUAGCCACCAUUGGAAGCAACCUGGGUCUACCCCACAAACAGGUGCAGCCGUUCCUGGAGUCUGCUGCCUGGCUAGAGGAUUUUGAACGGCUAAACGCCCUGCACUUGGACGAGGCCAGCGGCGAAUAUCGAGACUGGGGCAGCCACACAGAGGAUGUGGAGCUGCGGCGGCCCAUGGCGACGCUGUCUGAUGGGCGGCAAGUGCCCACAGGAGACAUGCAGCGAGUGGUGAUUGGCCAGCCCCCACGCUUGCAGCUGGUGCCACAGUUUGGUUAUAUCAGCCUCUUUCCCUUGCUGAUGCGCCUCAUCCCCCCUGACUCACCGGCGCUGGGCCGUCAGCUGGUGCUGCUGCGGGAACCAGAGCGCCUGUGGACAGACUAUGGCCUGAGAUCGCUAAGUCGCUCUGCCAGCAUCUACCAGCAGCGCAACACCGAGCACGAUCCUCCCUAUUGGAGGGGUGCCAUCUGGAUCAAUAUCAACUACUUGGCAGCAUUGCAACAUUAUGGCGACACCGUGGGCCCGUACCAGUCGCAGGCAGCGGGUCUGCACCAGGAGCUGCGGCGCAACCUGCUGCAGAACAUUGUGCGCGAGUAUGAGCGCACUGGCUACCUGUGGGAGCAGUACGAUGAUGCCACUGGCCAGGGAAAAGGCAGCCAUCCCUUCACGGGAUGGACAGCACUGGUGGCGCUGCUGGCCGCCAACCACUGA
Chlorella variabilis is the source of this 2430-nucleotide messenger RNA. RefSeq lists its product as hypothetical. The record is from RefSeq and is a predicted model, not a curated record. The transcript is spliced from 17 exons. Lineage: Eukaryota; Viridiplantae; Chlorophyta; Trebouxiophyceae; Chlorellales; Chlorellaceae. The annotation marks the transcript as partial. Gene Ontology annotation, molecular function: Glc3Man9GlcNAc2 oligosaccharide glucosidase activity. Gene Ontology annotation, cellular component: endoplasmic reticulum membrane. Gene Ontology annotation, biological process: oligosaccharide metabolic process; protein N-linked glycosylation.